UACUAAGUAAGAGGGGUCGUGAGUUGCGAUGGCAUACAUAUGGAUCAGAGGAAGAAGAUGUCUGAAAAUAGAGAUGAUGAGGAGGAAAAGAAACAGCAUGAUGAUGACGAUGUCCAUCCAGCCAACAAACCACAGCAACAGCAGCUUGGUGGUGUUAGAACAAUGCCAUUCAUUCUUGCAAAUGAGGUAUGUGACAGAUUUGCAAGUGCCGGUUUUCAUGCCAACAUGAUCACAUACCUCACUCAGGUCCUGAAUUUGCCUCUUGUCAAGGCAUCCAACACCCUCUCCAACUUCAGUGGAACCUCCAGCUUCACUCCUCUCAUUGGCGCUUUCAUUGCCGACUCCUUUGCCGGUCGCUUUUGGACUAUCGUGAUCGCUUCCAUGAUCUAUGUCCUGGGAAUGGUUACCAUCACAAUAUCAGCAGCCCUGCCUCAGCUCCGUCCUCUUCCGUGUCCGACUCAAGAGAACUGCCAAGAAGCCUCCAACCUCCAGCUAUGGGUUCUGUAUCUCGCCCUUCUCUUAACGUCCUUGGGGACCGGUGGAAUUAGGCCUUGUGUCGUCACAUUUGCUGCUGAUCAAUUUGACAUGAGCAAGUCCAAGACCGAGUCUAGGAGUUGGAACUUCUUCAACUGGUACUACUUCUGCAUGGGGAUAGCCUCUUUGCUUGCUCUAACCGUCGUCGUUUACAUCCAAGACAACGUUAGUUGGGGUUGGGGGCUUGGCAUUCCAACCAUUGCCAUGGGCUUAUCCCUUGUUGCAUUCAUCUUUGGAGCCCCUUUGUACAAGAAAAUCAAGCCAAUGGGCAGCCCUUUCGUCAGAGUUGCACAAGUGAUCGUAGCGGCUGUGAAGAAAAGAAACAUCGUUGGGCCGGCUGAUCCUCAUGCCCUGUAUGAAAACAGAGAGCUUGAUGCUGAUAUCUCUACCAAUGGGAGGCUAGUUCAUUCAGAUCAGUUCAAGUGGCUUGAUCGGGCCGCGGUGGUGGUAGAUUCGGACAUAAACGAGUCGAGCCAACCAAAGCUCUGGAGGCUAGCAACAGUCCACAGAGUUGAAGAACUUAAAACCAUGAUCAGACUAUUGCCUAUUUGGGCUGCAGCCAUAUUACUAGUUGCCUCAAACUCCCAUCUGAGCAGCUUCACCAUUCAGCAAGCAAGAACCAUGAACCGACACCUAUCGUCAUCGUUUCAGAUCCCACCAGCCACCAUGUCUAUAUUCAGUACUCUAACCAUCCUCAUCGGCCUUCCCCUAUACGAGCGCCUCUUCGUCCCACUCGCCCGUCGGUUCACAGGGCAUCCCGCAGGCGUCACAUGCCUGCAGAGGAUGGGAAUUGGGUUCGGGAUCAACGUUUUCGCCACUAUUGCUUCAGCAUUGAUUGAGAUGAAACGAAAAGCAGCAGCUGCAGAUCACAGCCUUCUUGACAAGCCAACCGCCGUUAUCCCAAUCAGUGUCUUUUGGCUGGUCCCACAGUACUUUCUACAUGGAUUAGCUGAAAUUUUCAUGUCUGUUGGCCAUUUGGAGUUUCUUUACGAUCAGUCCCCCGAGAGCAUGAGGAGCACGGCUGCCGCCCUUUACUGGAUUGCGAUAGCAAUCGGGAACUACGUUGGCACCCUUAUGGUGUCUUUGGUUCACAAAUACACAGGUGAAGAAGGGAACUGGCUGCCGGAUCGGAACCUCAACCGGGGGAAGUUGGAGAACUAUUACUGGAUGGUGACAGGAUUGCAAGUGAUAAAUCUUGUGUACUAUGUAACAUGUGCCUGGUUUUAUAAGUGUAAACCAAUACAAGAAAUAACUGAUGCUGAUAAUGCUGAUGAAGAUGCUGAGUUUGGUGGUGAUGGUAAAGGAGACAAACAAGUAGAGUUGGUGAGGAAGUAGAGAUGUUUGAUCAGUUUGUGUAAAAUUCAACAACUGUUGUCAUGAAUUCAGUCAAGUGUAUAGGCAAAUUCUUGGAGCCUGGUUGCAACUUCUAGUGUUGAUGUUGACCCUAUUCUUGAAUCACUUAUUUCUCCA
Molecule: messenger RNA, 2004 nt
Organism: Sesamum indicum (sesame)
Lineage: Eukaryota; Viridiplantae; Streptophyta; Magnoliopsida; Lamiales; Pedaliaceae
Product: protein NRT1/ PTR FAMILY 3.1
Biological process (GO): transmembrane transport
Cellular component (GO): membrane
Molecular function (GO): transmembrane transporter activity
Source: RefSeq, a predicted model, not a curated record